Molecule: messenger RNA, 3110 nt
Organism: Meriones unguiculatus (Mongolian gerbil)
Lineage: Eukaryota; Metazoa; Chordata; Mammalia; Rodentia; Muridae
Gene: Ifit2
Product: interferon induced protein with tetratricopeptide repeats 2
Exons: 2
Coding region: 145-1593 (482 amino acids)
Biological process (GO): defense response to virus
Cellular component (GO): cytosol
Molecular function (GO): protein binding
Source: RefSeq, a predicted model, not a curated record
UCCCUUCUGUGGGGUCAUCUGAAGAGAAACAGGAAAAGAAACCAGAAGCUGCCUCUAUAUAAGGGUCUGUGGCACCUCGUUAGAAGGCCGAGGGAGAGGUGGACUGCAGUCCCGCAUCAAACCCUCUGACACGCUGAAGGUUCCAUGGCAACCAUGAGCGCAGCCACUGAGAAAUCCUUGGAGAGCCGUCUCCAGCAGCUAAAAUGUCAUUUCACGUGGAACCUGAUGGCAGGAGAUGAGUCCGUGGAUGAGUUUGAGGACAGGGUGUUUAACAAGGAUGAGUUUCAGAACAGUGAAUGUAAAGCCACCAUGUGCAACAUACGGGCCUACGUUAAGCACCGCAGAGGCCUACAUGAGGAAGCCCUGACGUGCUUAAGGGAAGCUGAAGACUUCAUCCAGCAACAGCAUCCUGACCAGGUAGAAAUCAGAAGUCUGGUCACCUGGGGAAACUACGCCUGGGUUUACUACCACAUGGGCCAACUCCCGAAAGCUCAGGCUUAUCUUGACAAGGUGAGACAGGUCUGCGAGAAGUUCUCCAAUCCCUACAGGAUUGAGAGUCCCGAGCUUGACUGCGAGGAGGGGUGGGCCUUCUUAAAGUGCACCAAGAACCAAAAUGAGAGAGUGAAGGUGUGCUUUGAGAAGGCUCGGGAAAAGGACCCGAAGAACCCAGAAUUCACCUCCGGGUGGGCCAUUGCGAACUACCGUCUGGACGACUGGCCUGCCUCAAAUGACUCCACUGACUUUCUGAAGCAAGCAGUUAGUCUGUCUCCAGACAACGCUUAUGUUAAAGUCCUCUUGGCGCUGAAGCUUGAGAAGAUGCAUGAAAAUCAAGGAAAGGAACUCGUUGAAGAAGCCUUAAAGAAAGACCCAAGGGUGACAGAUAUACUGCUCAGUGCAGCCAAGUAUUAUUACAAGACACAUGAGGAAGACAGAGCUAUACAGUUGUUAAGAGAGGCUUUAGAAUCCCUCCCAGACAACGCCUAUGUACAUUACCAUCUUGGGUGCUGCUAUAGGUCAAAAGUCCAACAAAUGAUAAACACUGGAGAAAUUGCACUGAACAGAGGUAGAGAGAAGUUUGAGGAACUAAUAAAAGCAGCACUGAAACACUUAAGAAAAGCAGAGGAAAUCAAGGAGAUGCUUGACAAUUCCUGUAGCUAUAUUGCUGGUCUUUAUGUCCUAAUAAGACAGUAUAAAAUAGCCGAUUAUUACUACCAGAAAGAAUUAAAAAAGGAGCUCACUCCUGGCUGUAAACAGUUGCUUCACCUACGGUAUGGCAAUUUUCAGUUUUAUCAAAUGGAGUGUGAAGCCCAGGCCAUCCACCAUUACAUGGAGGGUGUGAAAAUAAAGCGGGAAACAAAGCCAAAAGAAAAGAUGAAAAGCAAACUUGAAAAAAUUGCCCUAAGACGGCUUUCUAAAGAUGAAUAUGAUUCUGAGGCCUUGAGCAUCUUGGUGUUUCUUCAAGAGCUGAAAGGAGAAAGCCAGCAAGCUGGUAAAGACUCUGAGACAAUCCAUGUCCCCUCAGCAUCUGUGGUUGAGCAGGAGAUGAAUACUAGUGACACGGUACCUACAGGAUUACCGCUAGAAGGAAACUGAAAACCAUCCCUAAGCUGCCACUCAAGAUAUCUAACAACUUCACAGAAUAAAUAUGGACUAACGAACUGACGACCACAUCUGUCAGGAUUAUUGGGAACCCUGCUUUCAGAUGCUAUGACUUGAAUAGCUAGAUCAAGGGGUGGUCAGAGAGAGGGACCAGAUGGAGACACAGAAACAAGGUUUUGGCAGAGCCUAGAGUUCUUUCCUAUUUCCUGAAAACAGUUUCCAUGGUAGCAAUUCUUUAAUCACCCUCAGCAGAGGCUUGCCUUGGAAUUGUUUCUGUAUUCAUGAAAAGCAGCCAAAUUCCUCACCUGGGCAAGUUUUCCAUCAUGAAUUAUUUUAGAUAUUGCACAGCCCUGUUCUCCACAGAUAACAAUGUCUGACCCUGAGGAGCCAGGUAGUGAUUUUGCUUUAUUGAAUAAUUUUGAAAGCUACAAAAUAAUGGUCACCAUUAAUUGAGCUCAAAAUAGAAACUCAAUAGUGAGUUCCUGGUCUAAAAAUGAACAAUAACGAAAGCUGUGGGGCCAAAUCAUUCCUCAGUCUACAGUGUCCCAUAAACACGAGUUCAAUUGUUCCAUUAACUCAGAUGGCAACGGAAUUCAAAAAACUGAGAAGAGGGGAAGUUAAAAGGGCAAAUGAAUAUUCAGGCAACCACAAUGCCAGAGUUUCAGGAGGUGAGUGGGGAGACUUCCGCCCCCCUACUCAGCUCUCCCUAUGAUUAUGAUGUUGCAUGAAAAUAAGGGGGAUUCUGUCGAGCACAGUGACAGUUCAUAUAAACAUUCCUUUUAAACUUGUGGAAACUCCAGUGGUGAUGAAGGGAAGGCUGGCUUAUCCUCGGUGAUUAUAAACUCACAGGGAGAAAUGCUAUAAGGAACCGGUAUUACAGAUGCCAAAAGGCAGCUGAUGGAAGAACAGCUUGGUGACUAAGGGCCUGGUGGAGGGAGUUAGAAAAAGCUGUGGGUAUUGGAGGUUGAGUUUUUAUGUCCAUUAGUUAUGUUGCCCGCUAAGGGAUAUAAUACUUCUUUUUUAACACAGAAAAAAAAUCUACAGGAAUGUCACAAAAUUGAUAAUUGGCAUAUCCUAGGCGAACUACCGUCUAGAUCUUGAAGGGCCUAAGCAUUAUUAAGGUUAGUGUGAACAAACAUUGAGUCAAGUGGCCCAGCAUGAGACUGUCAGCCACUCUCUGGGGUAGAAAAUGUUUUUCUUCUGGGAUUAACUUGUCUUUAGUGUAUAUGAACAUUCUAGCCACCAGUUAAAUCAUAUACAAUUCAUAGAUUGCUAAAACUGAACAUUCUAACAGCUGUAACAAUGUUUCAUUUUAUUUAAAAUAUUAAAAAGUUUCACAUGCACUGAAUUCCAUCAAUGCACUUUAAUUUCUGGAAAAUAAUAAGCUUUGUUAAUAAAUAACGCAUACUAGAACAUUAAGCAGUGCUCUGGUUCACCUGGAAUGUCACUGUACCCUCAUUUUCUUUUUUAGACUAAAGUACUACUAAUAAAGAGCAGCAGUUUUUAAAGCC